CAAAAAUGCCACUCCACAGCAGAAACGGAAGGUUUUCUGAAACCAUAGCAACCUCCGUCGCUUCUGCUCCGUAACCUUCGUUACAUUGCUACCAUCCGUCGAGAAGAACCCGCUUGUUUGGAUCCGACUCUCCAUGGCCGGAAAGCUUAUGCAAGCCGUUCAGUACGAUGGAUAUGGCGGUGGGGCCGCUGGCUUGAAACAUGUGGAGCUUCCAGUUCCUUCUCCAAAGAAGGAAGAGGUUCUAAUAAAAUUGGAAGCAGCUAGUAUAAAUCCAGUUGAUUGGAAAAUUCAGAAAGGCAUGCUGCGCCCAUUUCUGCCUCGGAAAUUUCCAUUUGUUCCAGUUACUGAUGUAGCAGGAGAGGUAGUUGAGGUUGGUCAGGGAGUCAACAAUAUCAAAGUUGGCGACAAAGUAGUGGCCAUGCUCAACACUCUGAAUGGAGGUGGGUUAGCUGAGUACACUGUGGCCCCAGCGAAGUUGACAGUUAAGCGCCCCCCUGAGGUAUCGGCGGCUGAAGCUGCAGGCUUACCAAUAGCAGGCCUCACUGCACUUCAAGCACUCACCAAUGCUUCGGGGAUCAAGCUCGACAUUAGUGGCAAGCAAUCAAACAUUCUAAUCACUGCAGCCUCGGGUGGGGUUGGCCACUAUGCAGUCCAGCUGGCGAAGCUCGGCAACACCCACGUAACGGCCACAUGUGGGGCCCGCAACAUUGAGUUUGUCAAGAGCUUAGGAGCGGAUGAGGUGCUCGACUACCGGACCCCAGAGGGCUCAGCCUUGAAGAGCCCAUCUGGGAGGAAAUAUGAUUCAGUGAUCCAAUGCACCACUGGCAUUCCAUGGUCCACUUUUGAGCCCAAUCUGGAUGAAAAUGGGAAGGUGGUGGACAUCACGCCGGGCCUUGGAGCACUGAAGACAUUCGCACUGAAGAAGCUGACAUUUUCGAAGAAGACUUUGGUGCCAUUGUUGUUGAUCCCCAAGGGUGAGAAUUUGGAGUAUUUGGUAGGGUUGGUAAAGGAAGGGAAGCUGAAGACAGUGAUAAAUUCCAGGCAUCCUUUGAGUCAGGCGGAGGAUGCAUGGGCAAAGAGCAUUGAGGGCCAUGCUACUGGUAAGAUCAUCGUAGAGCCUUGAGAGUAUAAGGAUCUGUGGCUGAUAUCUGAGUAUUGGAUGGAGAUUUAUGGACAUAAAACCAAAUGUUUGGCGGUUUAUCUACAUGUAAAUGGUGUAUUGAACUAUUAUUUGGCUAUUUGGUUUAUAUGUAAAAAUGUUGAUCUAUAUAAAUCUCGAAUGUAGACUGUUGGUUUCA
Molecule: messenger RNA, 1298 nt
Organism: Magnolia sinica
Lineage: Eukaryota; Viridiplantae; Streptophyta; Magnoliopsida; Magnoliales; Magnoliaceae
Product: chloroplast envelope quinone oxidoreductase homolog
Exons: 4
Coding region: 134-1123 (329 amino acids)
Molecular function (GO): oxidoreductase activity
Source: RefSeq, a predicted model, not a curated record